CAACCUACCACUGGGCAGGGGUCUCGGGCAACAGGCGGCAACCUACCACUGGGCAGGGGCCUUGGGCAACAGGAGGCAACGUACCCAUGGGCAGGGGUCUUGGGCAACAGGCGGCAAUCUACCCCUGGGCAGGGGUCUCGGGCAACAGCCGGCAAUCUACCCCUGGGCAGGGGUCUCAGGCAACGGGCGUCAACCUACCGCUGGACAGGGGCCUUGGACAACAGGCGGCAACCAAUCCCUGGGCAGGGGCCUCGGGCAACAGGCGGCAAUCUACCCCUGGGCAGGGGUCUCGGGCAACAGGCGGCAACCUACCCAUGGGCAGGGGUCUUGGGCAACAGGCGGCAACCUACCACUGGGCAGGGGCCUCGGGCAACAGGUGGCAACCUACCCCUAGGCAGGGGUCUUGGGGACUCAACGGGACUCUA
Staurois parvus is the source of this 425-nucleotide messenger RNA. The record is from the annotation of a GenBank genome assembly. Lineage: Eukaryota; Metazoa; Chordata; Amphibia; Anura; Ranidae.